This is a messenger RNA of Amblyraja radiata (thorny skate), 4329 nucleotides long. RefSeq names its product cleavage and polyadenylation specificity factor subunit 6. The coding region runs from base 69 to 1580 and encodes 503 amino acids. The transcript is spliced from 9 exons. The record is from RefSeq and is a predicted model, not a curated record. Lineage: Eukaryota; Metazoa; Chordata; Chondrichthyes; Rajiformes; Rajidae. Gene Ontology annotation, molecular function: RNA binding.
GGUCCGUCCCGGAAAGGCGUCCGGGCGUUUAAUUGUCCGUGUUCGCGCGGCGCGGCGCGGCUGGGGGAAUGGCCGAGGGAGCCGACUUAAUCGACAUUUACGCGGACGAAGAGUUUAAUCAGGAGACUGACUACGUUGCAAAUGAUCAAGUUGACCUUUACGACGAUGUAAUAGCAGCUGCCGAUGGUAAUAACCACGAAGAUCAAAGCUACGAUGAGAUAUCGCCCCGGACACCUGGUGAGCCGCAGAAAACAGAAAAUAGUGCCAGGCCAACCAUCGUUUACACGUACGGAGGCAAAAGGCAAGCUGUCUAUGUGGGAAACCUAACGUGGUGGACAACAGAUCAAGAUGUGGCAGAUGCUGUCCAUUCAGUUGGCGUGCAGGAUCUACUGGAGAUCAAGUUCUAUGAAAACCGUGCCAAUGGGCAAUCAAAAGGGUUUGCUGAAGUGUAUCUGGGAUCCGAAAGUUCUGUUCGGCGUCUCAUGGAGCUGCUUCCACAAAGAGAACUUCACGGACAAAGACCAGAGGUCAUGCCUUGCAACAAACAGAGUCUCAACCAAUUUGAAGCACAAUCCAAGAAAAGACAAAAUCCGCAGAGAAGCCAGUCACAUGACUCAAUAAAUUCUCCCGACCACCGCGAUUCCCCAUUGCCCCGGAGAGGGCCAUCACCUGCUGAAAAUGCAAUUGCUCCACCCAGGAGGGAUAAGUUACCACUUGCCUUCCACAUGUCAGGGCGGCCUCCUUAUGGUGAUAUCCCACAUGGACUUCCACCCCCAGGCCUCCUCCCCCCUCCUAUGCCACUUCCUCUCAACGCUGGAUACGGGCCACCACUUCACAUGCAGCCGGGGCACAUGCCACUACAUGGCACGUUCAUGGGUCGACCUGGCCCUCCUGGAUCCAUUGUACCACCAUUGCCACCCGGAAUGCCUCCCCAUCUAGUCGUGCCUCCUCCAGGUGCCAUCCCACCUGCUCCCCACAUCAACCCAGCAUUCUUUAUACCACCAAAUGCCGGCCUGCCUCCACCGGUGGAUAACAGAGGGCUCCCUCCACCACCACCUGAUGCCUUUGGAAGACCACCACCAAAUCAGUUCAACAGAGAGGAAUUCAAGCGUGGCAGAGAUCCUGAUCCCGGUAGUCCUCCUUUAAAUGAAGCAGAUUUCGAAGAGAUGAUGAACAAGAACCGAGCAAUCUCUAGUAGCGCCAUCUCCAAAGCUGUCGCCGGGGCCAGCACAGGAGACUAUGGGAAUGCCAUCGAGACGUUGCUUACUGCCAUCGCAUUGAUCAGACAGUCAAAGGUUGCAGCAGAUGACCGCUGCAAGGUUUUAGUCAGCUCUCUGCAGGACUGUCUCCAUGGAAUUGAGUCCAAAUCAUACGGGUCAGGAUCCAGCAGAAAAAGAGAUCGAUCACGAGACCGAGAGUACAGCCGUUCCCACGACAGGAGCCGCAGGCACAGGGAGCGCUCUCACAGUGAAGAUCGACAUGAAGAUUAUUAUCGUGAGAGAAGCAGGGAACGUGAUCGGCAUAGAGACCGAGACCGUGACAGAGAAAGAGAUCGGGACAGGGAAUAUAGGCACCGCUAAGAGGAGAAUUUUCACCUUUGUACAGAUCCUGGAGCAGGAGAAAAAUUUAAAAAAAAAUCAGGAAGACAUUUUGAAACGAGUGAAGAAAGGAGCUGAAUUCUUGGGAGAGGUGUGUGCCUGAAGUAUUAGUACACACACAGCUGCAACUUGAAGAAUUUCUCCAGAUGGAAGUGGAUUUCUGGAACAUAUUAUGUCGAACAACCUGUUUUCAACAAUUACAUUAAACAUUUUAUACAUUCUCAGUUUCUUUAAAGGUUGCUGGCUGGUCAGAUCUUUUUACUAUAGGUGCAGUUGGCUGGGAGGACAUCUUCAAAAGGAGGUUGCAUGUUUUAUAGUUUGCCAUGAUUGACCAUGCCAAUAUUUUCAUUGCUCACAGAUGGCAUUGAGCCUGAACUUGCUCAGAGUCAUUGAUCAAACGUUUAAGGGUAUAAUGUCUUCAGUAAUAUGCAUCAUCUUGAAUAAAACCCUACAUUAAUGUUAUCUGUUUUGUUUUCUGUGGACACAUUGGAACAGGUCUUCUGGUAUCUCAUGAUUUAAUUGACGAUAGCAAUCAGAAUGAUAUGUUCCUGUCAGGAAUUUUAACAUUUUCCAUGUUGCAAGUGCACAGAUGAAUACUGACCCUCAGUGCUCCUGCUCCAGUCAAAGAGUAAAUGUUUUUUUUAAUUUUUUUUGUAUUUGGAGAGAAUGGGGUGCAGGACAAAGAAACCUUUUGUGCCAAGACCUGGUUGAAGACCCUAUUUUAAAAAAAUUGUAUAUAGACAGUGCUGUCGUCAUCCAGAUCACCCCGUAGGCACCCUGAUGUCAACUUGGAUCACACCCAGCCAACAGAAUUAAUUUUUCUUUGUGAUAGUAGAGUUGGAAAAGUAUUUUGGUUGUAAAUUUAAGAUAAAUAAAUGACGUUUUUUAGUAUCUUUUACAAUAUAAAAUACAGAUUUUUUUAGUAAAAACCAUGUGUAGAGAACCCCCUACAAUUUAUUGUUACCUGAAGAAUUUUUAAAAGCUAAAUUACAGCAUGCUAGUGAUCUCAGAUUGUUCAAGUAACUUCUAGCCACUCCUAGUGAGCAGUUUUCCUUUGUGCCAAGCUUAGUUCUUGGAAAUCCUCUCCAGUCACUUAGCCGGGCUCAACGUUACUUCACAUCACUGUUACUUUAAAAGAGGAAAUCUUACUGAACUUAUUAUUUUUAAUAGAUAAUAAAUAAUAACAAAAGACAAUGCCUACAAUUAACUGUUUAACUUGUUUAAAGGAUUAGAAUAAGUUGUUGAGAAUUACUGGGCAAGUGUUGACAACAAUCUUGGUGACAGAUAAUGCAGUAAGCAAGACAAAUCUUUCCCUUCCCAAGAAGUAAGAAGACAUUGAAUUUUCUAAGCCUUUAUGAAUCGCACAUUGUCAGGUAUACUGCAGCAGGGCCAGCUACAGUUCUGCCACAGUAGGAUGGUGAGAAAUGAUAAAACAUUGUUAUGACACCACUGCAAUCUUUGUGAAAUACAUUUUGCUCUUUGCCACUGGAUGUCCUUAGUGAACUAUUGGAAUAACAUAUGUAACUGGCUCCCAAUCAUCUUAAAUGAAAGCCCCACUAGUUCACAAUCAAUAUAAUACAGGCUCCCCCCUCAUCAAUAGCUGAUAAUGUCAAUGGCUGCGCCUUUUAAAGAGCUGGGUUGUCCCAGGGACUCUUUUUUGUGAAUUUUCUAACUAAAUUACUUGGUGUUAUUAAAGCCUUGAAGACUGCUGUAGCCUUUGUCAUGCCCGUUCUCCGCUGGAAAAGAAGUGGUCAUUCACACCAGAUCAGGAUACACUCGUGUACAAUAAAUUAAUGCACAUUGAUGACAUCUAGUGACACAAAUGAGUAUGGUGAACCCUCAGCAUUUUGGUUCAAGCUGGAUUUUUCUAAUCCCAAAACCAAUUGUUUUCAGUUAUGAAGAGCUGUUGUUUGCACACAUCCAGCUUUAAAGUGACAUACUUUUCAAUAGUUUUAAGUAGGCUUAAAAAACUGAACACCAUAUUGUGCAAUAAUGUCUUCAAUAGCGUCAUGAUGGAGGUCAGUGAUAGUAAUCUUGAAUGAUAACACAUGUUGCUGUUUAGGUGCUUUGUAGGAAGUUUCUACCUGAGGACUAAUGUAGUGUAGACCAUGAAGGAAAAGCAAGUGAGACAAACGAAUCACUGCUGAAAACGUAGCUACUAAUCAAGUGAUUUAUUUCAAAGUACACCUUGAUGACUUGUUGCAUAGGCAACAUACUAAUGGUGAGAAUUUCUGAAAUUUGCCAGCAAGCUUUGUGUGGAAUGUUUUUUUCUUUUAAGCCCUAAAUUAGGCUAGACCAUUAAGAUUUUGAUUUUAUUUCUUUCGUGCUUUGCAUUUUGGAGAGUUUGAAAUGAGAAUACCAUGAAUAUCCUGAGACUUGCAGCUGGGUUGGCACCUGCUGGCCUGGUGCUGCUGCAGUUGGUGCCAGUACUAGAGGGGAGGAGAGGAAUGCAGGAGAAAUGAUGGAAGAACUAAAGCAUUCCACAUAGAAUUUCAAUCUUUCUUCACUUGGGACAGUUUUCUGCUUUCUUUUUUAAAAUGGUAAAAAAUAUUUUUUUUAGUUGUACCAAUUUAAUGACAAGCAAUUUGUCAGUGACUUUGUACUGUGCUUGUGCGUUUACUGUGAAAUUAAAAAAAUUAAAUUGUUGCGUGUUUUCUUUUGUAGCUUGUUAAUCUGUAUAUUUUAGUGACACAAAGUACACUCCUGUGCAUUAAAAUGUAGAUUCCUGAUA